This is a messenger RNA of Pipistrellus nathusii (Nathusius's pipistrelle), 1227 nucleotides long. Lineage: Eukaryota; Metazoa; Chordata; Mammalia; Chiroptera; Vespertilionidae. The record is from the annotation of a GenBank genome assembly.
AUGCCUCGCGGCCUGCGGAGCCAGCUCCCGCUCAGGGUCCUCCUGCUGCUGCUGCUGCCGCUGCCGCCGCCGCCCCUGGCGGGCGCCCUGGAGCUUCACGACCCCGCUGGGCCUGCAGAGGCGGCCGAAGAGCCCGGCUCGGGACCAGCCUGGCCGUCCUUCCCCUUCCGGGACCUGCGCAGGUGGGCGAGGGCCGCCGGCGCCCUCUCCAGACGGUACUGGGCGCUCUUCUGCUGCCGCGUGUGGCCCGAGACCUGCUCGCUGGACAAGGAGGCCCCCGCGGGGGCCCAGGGCUGGAGCCUUCCCCUAGUGGGGCAGCAGUACCUGGAUAUCCUGACCACAUGGUACUGCAGCUUCCAGGAUUGCUGUGACCAUGGGGACUGCAGGGUCUCCAACAACUUCACAGGCCUGCAGUCGGACCUGAGUGUGCGGCUGCACGGCCAGCACCUAGCCGGGGAGCUGGUCCUGACCACAGUGAGGAGCUACUUGGAGCUGCCCCGGCCGGACAAGGCCCUGGCUCUGUCGUUCCACGGCUGGUCUGGCACAGGCAAGAACUUCGUGGCUCGGCUGCUGGCGGAGAACCUGUACCGGGACGGGCUGAGGAGUGACUGUGUCAAGGUGUUCAUCACUAUGAUGCACUUCCCUCACCCCAAGUAUGUGGACCUGUACAAGGAGCAGCUGACAGAACAGGUGAGGAAGACGCAGGAGCAUUGCCACCAGACCCUGUUCAUUUUUGAUGAGGCUGAGAAGCUGCACCCAGGGCUGCUGGAGGCCCUCGGGCCACAUCUGGAACGCCAGGUCCUGGAGAACCACAAGGCUGAGUCCCCUAGAACCAUCUUCCUUUUUCUCAGUAACCUUGGAGGCAAUGUCAUCAAUGAGGUGGUCCUGGGUCUGCUGAAGGCUGGAUGGUCCCGGGAAGAUAUCACGAUGGAACACUUGGGGUCCGGCCUCCAGGCUGAGAUUGUGGCGUCCACAGACAGUGGCUUUGGCCACAGCCGCCUGGUGAAGGAAAACUUGAUUGACUUCUUUGUCCCCUUCCUGCCGCUGGAGUACCGCCAUGUGAGGCUGUGUGCACGUGAUGCUUUCCUGAGCCAGGAGCUCCCAUAUACAGAAGAGGCACUGGACGAAAUUGCCAAGAUGAUGGUGUAUGUCCCCAAAGAGGAACAACUCUUUUCUUCUCAGGGAUGCAAAUCUGUUUCCCAGAGAAUUAACUAUUUCCUGCCUUGA